AUGGAUCCAACAAAAAAGGGGAAUGAAAAUUUCCCGCAGAGAAAUCAGACACAUGAAGAAAACAACUUCGACUCAGCAUUCCCAUCAUUCAACAUACACUACAAUGUUGAACCAAAGGACUGGAGGCACAUAGAGUUGGUAGAAAAGGAGAAAAAAGACUUCCUGCUUGGCAUUAAAAACGAAAUAAGAUUAAUGCAAGAAGAUAAAAACAAAAUUAAUUAUGUGCUGAAUGUUCAGAAGCAGCAAUUGGAAGAGUUGCAAUUUUUGCUAAAUCGCAUGAAGCACAUGAAAAGGAAGAGUGUUACGAGAGAGGGGGAAGAGCAACUCAAGGUCGAUCUCCUUCCCAUGCCGCGGUACCUAAGGACUGGCACAUUAUUAAGCGUUGACACCCCUGGUGAAGAAAAUAUACUGAGGGCCUUUAACGAACUACACAUUUACAACUUAGACAAGUCAAGGUUAACAAACCGGGGGAGCUUUUACCACAGUUUGGCAGAGCAGUGGGUUGCCUAA
Plasmodium fragile is the source of this 510-nucleotide messenger RNA. RefSeq lists its product as uncharacterized. The coding region runs from base 1 to 510 and encodes 169 amino acids. The transcript has a single exon. Lineage: Eukaryota; Apicomplexa; Aconoidasida; Haemosporida; Plasmodiidae. The record is from RefSeq and is a predicted model, not a curated record.